AACAACCGCAAAAAUGGGUGCCGUCGUCUCUUGCUUCCAAACUAUCCUCGGCACGAUCGGCAAUGUCAUCAUGACAAUUGUGCGAGCCAUCGGCGCCGUCAUCAUGGCCAUCGUCAACGGCAUCGUCGCCCUCUUCGACAUCAUCAUCUCGUGCCUCACCUGCGGCAAGGCGGGCGGCAGGAGAAACAGGAUGAAAACGUCCCAUCACACCAGUAGGGUCUAGUCCGAGCUAGACACUGGUGCGUGGGCGCUUUGAGCUAGCAGCGUUGUUGACAAGAAGCUCAAGAGCAUCACACGGUCAUCGCCAUCUAAAGAACCCCGACGCUGCUGCCGACUACGAGAACGACCAACGACUUCACGGUCCGAUCAUUCAUGCACUUUCUUCACGCCGGCGACAGCGACAACGAUUAUGGCUACGACUUCGACCUUCUGCUUGACAAUCGACGACCGGCAAUUUGCUACUCGCUGCACCUCCUUUCGAUUGACUCUCUAUACCCUUUUCCUUUUCUUGGCUUCUCUGCCACUUGCAUUCUCAGACAGGCUUGAUGGGGGCCGGACGGGCGGCUUAUCAGCGUGGACGGGAUUGUCACGGACGAAGCGAUAGAUACCU
Molecule: messenger RNA, 610 nt
Organism: Mytilinidion resinicola
Lineage: Eukaryota; Fungi; Ascomycota; Dothideomycetes; Mytilinidiales; Mytilinidiaceae
Exons: 2
Coding region: 14-223 (69 amino acids)
Source: RefSeq, a predicted model, not a curated record